AUGUCCCUGGACUAUUCUUAUUAUCAACCAACGACACCGCCGCGAAUGCAAUUGAUGGAGCUCAUUGGAGCCACCCACAGCCGCAAUGCGUCCGAUUCAUCCGUCUACUCCAAUGAUUCCUCACCGUGGUCGGCCAUGACCGCUGAAACCAGUCCGAGAGAAGCCUCUCCUCCCAGAUACCAGCACGGCCCUGCUCUGCUGCCGAAAAUCAGGUCGCAGGAUGUGGUGAUUGAGCCUGCACCCGCCCCUGGACCACAGCGCCAUCGUCGAGUUUUGUCCAAUACCCGGAACCCUCCAGGCUUCCUACCUUAUCCUCCCAGGCGUCCAGACCUUCAGCGGAAUGUCUUAGAAAUGGCCGAUUGUCUUCCUCUGGUGUCACCAGCUACAACCUCGCCCAUGUAUGGUUCUCACAACGGCUCCGCACUGUCGUCCCCUGUGAGCAUUACGCCGUCGCAUAAGCGCAAAGUUUCGGGCGCGCAUUCUCGAUCAGGUUCUGUUUCCAGUAUUGACGAAACGACCCUGAGUCGAUACGGCUAUCCGACCUAUCGGCAUCUUCCAAAGUACACCACGCAAGCGCACCCUUCGCCAUCCGCGCCAGUCACCCCUGUAACACCAAACAUUGUGGUCCACCGGUCAUACUCUCAGACCUCACCCAAUGACGGCACUCCGUCCCCGGUCCAGUGUCAGACUCAGACGCCACUUGUCCUUCCACCUUCCCCAUACGGGGGUACGCUCGAGUUCCGAUCGACUACCUUGCUGUCCUACCUGACUUCCUCCACGCAAGCGAUCAAUCUCGUUCGUAAUGUCAGUGUGGUUCCCACACGAGGAAUGCACGACUAUUUCUGGUGGGACAUUAGGAACCUGCGUAGCUGGACUUCGUUCACGCUUCAGACGUUUAACUCGAUCAACGGCCUCACCAAACUUCUGAGAACUGCAAUCUCCUCCGACUUGACUCCGCCUGUCGCGGUAGCCCCGUCUCGCCUGUCUCCGGACUCUGAAGCCGCGUUGGUUAAUCUUAUACGAGACAUCUAUGGACCGCGUGUCAAUGCCGCGCUCGCUGUAUCCCAAGGACCAGAGCAUCUAAAACUCUACCCGGCGCCUCACCUACGGGCUUCAAACAGCAAAAAUACAGGUGGACCACACUUCCUUGCCAACUAUGCAUCUGACACCGAACAAACCAGUUCCGGUAUGCCACGGGGCCGGCUCGUCGGUAUCGUGAAGAGCUUUGACCGCUGGAACACGGGCAUGCGCAACGAAGCGCCUCACCGGCGGGUGGAGUACCUCAACGGUCUGGCCCAUCUACAACGAUGCAUGCGAGAGCACUCAUGCCGGUACGGCUUCAUCAUCACCGAGAUUGAACUCGUUUGUGUUCGCGCGGGGUGCGACGAAGGGGACGAUGUGCCAUAUUUUGGGUUCCUGGAGGUAUCGGCACCAAUUCCGACUAACAUCGCCGUGAGCCCGGAAGAACUGGGACUGCAGCCACCUUCUUUUGCCCAGCCACAGUCACCCGAGGUUUCUCACGACUGUCAGUCAGCUGCAACAGAAUGCGACAACGCCUCAAGUUUGGCAGACGGUCUCAACGUCCCGAUGACUGCGAGCCUGGCCUUGUACUUCCUGCUGAUGCUGUCUAAAUCGGUGCCCUUGCCGUCGCAGCCCUCUGCUCACCUCAACGUGGGCGGACCUGGAGCACUGACCCGCCAGCGGAUUCUCCCAGAGGGCAAAGAUAAAUGGAUUCCGGAACCGCAGAUUGGAGAGAGACGAGAUGCGAAGCGAGUUCGAGGAUGGGUGUGGCCUCAAGACUCCUGGCAUCGCCGCGAGGGCGGAGGCGUGCCGCGCAACAGGGCAAAUGCAGCGGGGGAAUCGAAGCAGAAGAAAUGGCACAAGUAA
Messenger RNA from Aspergillus novofumigatus IBT 16806, 1887 nucleotides. RefSeq lists its product as uncharacterized. The record is from RefSeq and is a predicted model, not a curated record. NCBI's taxonomy places the organism in Eukaryota, Fungi, Ascomycota, Eurotiomycetes, Eurotiales, Aspergillaceae. The coding region runs from base 1 to 1887 and encodes 628 amino acids. The transcript is spliced from 2 exons.